Molecule: messenger RNA, 3273 nt
Organism: Tetrahymena thermophila SB210
Lineage: Eukaryota; Ciliophora; Oligohymenophorea; Hymenostomatida; Tetrahymenidae
Product: transmembrane protein, putative
Exons: 2
Source: RefSeq, a predicted model, not a curated record
AAAUUAAUUAUACUAUUUAUUAAUCAAUAACUUAGACCAAUUAUUUGCACAAACAAUUACAUAAUACAAACUAGCAAACAACUUCUUAUCAAAGCAGAUACAAAAUAAAGCAUGAAAUAAAAAGCUGCUUGUUAGAAAAAACUAUUUUAUUUAGCGCUUUUUAUAGCAUCUAUAUUAUAAUUUAGCAGGGCUGAUUUGACAGAAUAUAGCUAUUAGAGCCCUUUUAAUAGCUUUAGGAAUCUUAUACAGACUGAUUAGUGCAAUUACGAAUGUGGGACUUGUGAUAGCUCAACUCCUAAAAUUUGUCUUUCAUGCAAUCCUUCUUCUAACAGACAAUUCGUAGCUAACUCUUGCCCUUGUAUAACAGGGUUUUUGGAAAUAAAUCAGCCUAUCUGCGUAGCUUGCCCAUAAAACUGUCUUAACUGCAGCUAAUUGAAUAUAUGCGAUUAGUGCAAUACAGGUUAUUUCAAAUAUAAUAACUAAUGCUACUUACAAUGCCCAGCAAACACUUAUUUAGUUCCUUCAACUUUUAUUUGUUAAGAUUACUUGUAAUACCAAAUAGUUUAAUCUAGAGAUUCUAAGAAUAGAAUAAUUUUAAGUUUCCAAUUUAAUUAUAAGCUCAAGACAACAAACUUACCUACCACCUUGAUUAUUAUGAAAAUAGUAGAAGAUCUUUCAUUUCAGUAUGUGUAAAUAGUUGGAUUAGAUAGUACUGCUCCAAAUGAAUUAAGAUAUUUAAUUUAUCCUCAAGUCAGUAUAACCUAAUGCACUCUCGUCAUUGUAAGCUAUGAUAUUAGUAAUUUAUUAAGCAGUGAUAUUUCUGUUCCAAUUAAACAGCUAGAUCCUACUAAUCCAAUUAAAAUUACUCUCGGAGCAUACUUGUAACCCGCUUCUACAAGCAAUUUAAAUAAUUUGAAGAAUUCAAGUUCAUUCUUGUAUGACUAAAAUUCUACCAGCUAUAGUGUGUUUUACGUUUUUCGUUGCUUGGCCAUUUUUAUUCAUAUAUUCCCUGCUCUUUAGUUUAUUAUGGCUCUUUGCUAUAUGCAGAUAUUUAGCACUCCACUAUAUUAUUAUUUUAUUAAGUUGUUUGGUGGAUUUGGUAUUAACUAAUUACCAGAUUGGCAGUUGUAAUUAGGUUAAAGUUCUACUGCUUAGUAUGGUGACUACAAACUACCAUAUCUCUACUACAUUUUACAACUAAUAUUGAUAUACUUCAUUUUCGGCAUCUUUAAAUGGGUUUAUGAAGUAUAUAAAAAGACUGAGGUAGAUCAUUUAUGCAAGUUCGAAACCAUAUUGAGGGUUCAUAUUUGGACUAUCACAAUUUUGCAAUACAUUCAUUAGAAUCUCCUUUUCUAUUUAGCUUACUAUUCUAUUUUUAUAUUAUCGCAAACGGAUUUUUCCACAUCUGCAUAACAAUUUUUCUUUAUUUUAGCUCUUAUUGUAUUAUUCUAUUUGGCAAUCUAUCAUGUUGUAGGCGCAUAUAGAAUAAAGAUAAAGAGUUAUCACUUUUUUAUCACCUACAUCAAAGAAAUUGAAGAUGAUUUAUGGCCUUGCAGAUAUUAUCUUUUUGGAGUAGGAAACACCAAAAAGAUAUUAUUCAACAUCCUUGUAUGCUCUCUAUUUAAUGAAGAUUCUUUAGUUAUUUGCAUUAUAUCAUUUAUAAUAUACUUAAGUGCUUUCCUAUACACCAUUUAUUUUAGGCCAUAUGAAAAUAUCAUAGUUUUGUGGUUGAAAAUAAUUGAGGAACUCUCUUAAGUUGGAUUGUUUACUACACUUCUCGCAGCACAGAUAUACUAUAAAUAAGAUAAUUUUGUGGCUAAAAGUAAAUCCUCGUAUCAGUCAAUUGAUUAUGCGUGCUUAGCUUUUAUUAGUAUAUUCAUUUUCAUCAAUAUCAUCAAAUAACUCCUACUUCUUAAGCACAUUUUCUAUAAAAAUUAAACAACUAAAAGAACGAUAACUUAUCUUCACAAAUUUGAUGAGAACUACAAAGACCCUUUAUCGACUAACAGGAAUUUAAAGCUGAUUGAUAAAAGCAUUUAGGAAAAUUACUAUGCAGUCAGCGGUAACUAAUCAAAAUUUAUAUCACCUCAAAAAAACUAGGUGAAUAAUUCACAAGUGAUGAGUUAACAUGAAAUAGAAAUGAUUCAAAAUUUAUAAAACCAAAGAGAUAGUACAGAAGUAAGAAAAAAGUUUUAAAAUGCAGUAGAAAAAACUAAAUUAUAAGAUUAGGUUGUGAGUUAAUUUAAGUAAAAUCAUUAAAAUUAUGUUGGAUAAUAAAAGUUCUAAUCAAAUCCGUUCGUUUAAGCAAAUCCUUUUAAGGAAACCAAAAAUGGACUUGUUUAAUAAUUCUGCUUAGCAGAUUUGUAUGGAAAUAAUAGCUAAUUUACUAAAAAUAUUUUAUCUAAUCACAGUUCAAAAUAGAAAAAAAUAGGAUAACAAAAUGGAUAAUUUAAAAUGAAGUAAGCAGAAGACUAAGCAAAAACAUAUUUUGAUUAAGUGUAUAAUAAAUAGCAAAAUAAUGAAUAAAUUGGUAAAUAUAAAUCAAACUAGAAUUAAAACUUCUCAUCAAUUGAAAAGAAUAACUGGUACUAAAGCCAGUAAAAAUAAAAUAACUAAUAAUCUGAUAAUAUAUUUAUUUAAAAUCCUUUUCUUCAAAAUGCCUAAAAGCCAUAAAAUCUCUAAAAUAUCUCUGAAGAAGACAUGAAAAAUUAAUACAAUUAAAGUGACUUAUAAAACAAUAAUCAAAACCCUAUAAAGUAAACUUAAGGAGAUGAUUUUAGUAAAUAAGCAGAAGGUGAAACAAAUUAAAAGAAGUAGGUGAACGAUUUAAACUAGAUUAUGAUAUCAAAUAAAGGUGAAAAUGAAUUUUAUUACAACGGAGGAGAAUCAAUUGAUCUAUAAGACAUAAAUAACUAGCAGCAUUUAGAAUAAAUAGCAGAUACUUUGAAUAAAGAGUAACUACAAAAAAAUUAAGAUAAUAACAAUAUUUAAAUUUUUUUCCAAAAAAAGUUGAAUGAUGACUCAGUUUAAUAUAUACAUGACGAUUAAAGCGAUCUCAGCAAUAUAAAUGGUUCAUAACAGCCUCAAAGCUAAAAUAAUCUUCAGGAAAAUAAAAAAAAGAACACAUAAAAUAAUAAUCUAUAAUUAGAUAAUAUCAAUUUUCAACCUCCUCCCUCUGCUGACAACUUCAUAUCCCCUGAAUUUAAGAAACCAACUACAGAAACUAACCUUGAGGAAAACCUAUACUUCAAAAAAGCUGUUAAGAAAAGUUGA